CAUGAAAUCACCUUUUGCUCAAUGAAAAUAUAACUGUUCGUACCCAAAAUGUAUAUUUACUGUCCGGCGGAUGUGUGAAUUCAUAAUGAGUCGUUAUGUGGUUGACUCAUCACCGUAAUAGUGCAACGUGUCUGGCUAAGCUGGUUAAGCUUCUAGGAAACGCUACAGUGACGGACAAAGCAGUCGGUGCGAGCCUAGUUGGCUUCAGCCUUCUGUUGUUUACAUAUUACUCCAUUUGGGUAAUUGUACUGCCCUUUGUAGAUGCGGAUCAUGUGCUGCACCGGUAUUUCCUGCCCCGGGAGUACACAGUCAUUCUACCUGGCGUUGCAGCUCUAGUAGUUCUGCUCUGUAUAGGGGCCUUCGUCGGGGCUGUCAUGCUGAAGAAUCGCAAGCCGAAGAAAGUGGACUAGAGGCGGAACCGCAGAACCUGGGCGGAACAUUGGAAUAGUUGCCUUGUCUACCGCAGCGCUCUGUCAGACCCUCGUCUGCUAUAGCCACGCUCAUUCCGGUUGUCAUUCAGGAACACCCCCGCAACGUCUGCGCGUUACAUGGACAUGUUUCAUGUGUGUUGGACUCUAUGCUCAAACACAUGUUGAAUAUGAAUUUGGGGUGAAUUUUGGGGUUUUGGGAUCCUUUGAUUCAACACCUGGGAUUCUGUGAUGCCUUAGGAGGUUGUCUUGAACUCAUGAUAGGUUAGUUGCGAUGAUAUAUUUAUGGAAGAUGUAUAGUAAACGGUAUCUGACUGUGA
Gadus macrocephalus (Pacific cod) is the source of this 748-nucleotide messenger RNA. RefSeq names its product dolichyl-phosphate mannosyltransferase subunit 2, regulatory (gene dpm2). Lineage: Eukaryota; Metazoa; Chordata; Actinopteri; Gadiformes; Gadidae. The record is from RefSeq and is a predicted model, not a curated record. Bases 96 to 410 code for a protein of 104 amino acids. Gene Ontology annotation, biological process: GPI anchor biosynthetic process. Gene Ontology annotation, molecular function: enzyme regulator activity. The transcript is spliced from 4 exons. Gene Ontology annotation, cellular component: dolichol-phosphate-mannose synthase complex; endoplasmic reticulum membrane.